Molecule: messenger RNA, 1284 nt
Organism: Pieris rapae (cabbage white)
Lineage: Eukaryota; Metazoa; Arthropoda; Insecta; Lepidoptera; Pieridae
Product: RNA-binding protein 38
Exons: 5
Coding region: 167-937 (256 amino acids)
Cellular component (GO): cytosol
Molecular function (GO): RNA binding
Source: RefSeq, a predicted model, not a curated record
UGCGCUCUCGAGAAGGCAGGAGCACCAGUCCGCGCGCAACCAUCGCAUUAGCUGCACGUACAUACUUGCGGAUUACACCCGUCGUAUUAUUCUCAUCCGCUCAGCUGCGGAGUGUCAGUAGUGGUAGAGUGCGAGAGUGACCGCCGCGACGGAGACCGUACAAGGAAUGUUGAUGGCGGGCGCUUUGCCGGCCGAGCCCGAGGGGCUACUGUCUCUGGGUAGUUUACCCGGCCAGAAAGACACCACAUGGACCAAACUCUUCGUCGGCGGUCUGCCAUACCAUACCACGGAUAAGAGCUUGCGAGAGCACUUCGCGGUUUACGGAGAUAUCGAGGAGGCGGUAGUUAUCACGGAUAGACAGACGAGCAAAAGUAGAGGAUACGGAUUCGUAAUAAUGGGAGACAGAGCGGCAGCGGAACGUGCCUGCAAAGAUCCUAACCCAAUCAUUGACGGAAGGAAAGCCAACGUGAAUCUAGCAAUACUCGGAGCGAAACCUCGAGGGAAUUUAGCGCCUGGUUUCGGAUUAGCGGCAGCGGCAGCAGCUGGUGUUCGAGCAGGUUACCCCACUGUGCUACCCGCACAUUAUGGACUGUCCCCCGGCUACGUGUACGGCGCGCCAGGCUACAUGGGCGGCGUGGGCGGUGUGGGCGGCGUGGGCAACGGGGCGGGCCUGAUGCAGCUACCGCAGCUCCAACACGCCGCGGCAGUGGCGGCUGCCAAUCACUUGUACGAGUAUCAAGCUGCCGCGCAAGGCGCUGCCUACCAGCACCAGUAUGCUACCAUAGACCCUUACGCUACCGCAGCCGCAGCGGCAGCAGCGGCUAGCGGUGCCGGGUAUAUGUCUCCAUACUACACUCUACAGGGUGGGAGUGUCCAAGCGCCCCUUCUGCCCCCCCUGUCCUAUCCUCCUCAACUGCAGGAGGCACGAAUGCAGUGAUGACACCCUGCAAAGUGAUGUCGUAGCGUUACCACACACGAGCCAAAAGCAUAUUUUUGACAACUUUAUGAAAACCAAAUAUUCAAAUACAAAGAUUAAAGUGACCAAAGCUGUAGAAUAAGCCUACGACGUUAGCCUCGAGUUAACUAAUGUAUAGUACACGUUGAUUACUAAAAAUUAUUUUUGAAAACUAAAUGGUAAAAUGAUAACAAUACGGUGCCUUAGUCAAAGACUUUAAUGGCCUUUACUAUAGGUACUACAAUAUAAUUAGACACGAGAAAUAACUUUAAUUAGCCUGCCAGUGUACGUGUAUUAAUACUAUGUGAAGUAAAUUAAUGAAAAUUAAU